Messenger RNA from Trichosurus vulpecula (common brushtail), 711 nucleotides. It is a transcript of the gene RBM11, whose product is annotated as RNA binding motif protein 11. Gene Ontology annotation, biological process: regulation of alternative mRNA splicing, via spliceosome. Gene Ontology annotation, molecular function: single-stranded RNA binding. The transcript has 5 exons. The record is from RefSeq and is a predicted model, not a curated record. Bases 1 to 711 code for a protein of 236 amino acids. Gene Ontology annotation, cellular component: nucleus. Lineage: Eukaryota; Metazoa; Chordata; Mammalia; Diprotodontia; Phalangeridae.
AUGUCAGACACACGGGAAAAGGCUGCAGACCGGACGGUGUUCGUGGGGAAUUUAGAGGCUAGGGUGCGAGAGGAGAUCCUCUAUGAGCUGUUCUUGCAGGCUGGACCAUUAACCAGAGUGACCAUAUGUAAGGACAAAGAAGGAAAACCCAAACCUUUUGGAUUUGUCUGUUUUAAACAUCAAGAAUCAGUAUCCUAUGCUAUAGCUUUGUUAAAUGGAAUUCGUUUAUAUGGUAGACCGAUUAAUGUGCAGUAUAGAUUUGGGAGUUCCCAUUCAGCUGAGUUGAAUAACCAAGUUGCUGAGAACUAUAUUAAUAUAAAUUCACAACUGUGCAGAAAUGAAGACUUUUUCUCAAGAUCAUUCCCCAUGCAAACCUUUACAGCAAAUGAUGGUAACUUUACUCAGGAAUUUGGCUCUCAGAAUAUGCAAUAUCCUAUGUACAAUCUGAUGGCACAACCUUCAAAAUGCCAGAUGACACCACCACUAGCCUCAAGCUUUUCUGUAUUAUCCAUGCUAAAUCCUCUUUCAGAUUUGGAUGCUAGAUCAAGUUCUUUUGAGUUUGUUCACCAACAAAGUGAAUGGGACUUUUACCCAGUGAAUAAAAGAAAAUGGCAGCCGGAAACUAGUGAUAGUAGCACAGAAGAUGACAUAGGAAAAGUAAGAGAAUGUAACCAAAAAUACAAAAGGUAUAAGAAGAGAAAAAGAAAUUAA